CAGCAGGCUCGUGAGGUUUUCACACCACUCCCACGUCUACUUACAAAGCACAGCUCUGUCCACAAACAUUCCGGAACUAAAUUUAACGCACCACCACGCCGCCCGGCUCUUCAACGUUACCACCGGAGAGCUCGGCGGCGGCGAGUUAGAGCCGGGAUCAGAGCCCCGCCCCGGGGACGCGGCCUCGAAUCGGCCGCUCUAGGCCCGGCGAGUGCUCUCUAUGGUCGGGCGGGCGGGGUGUUGUCAUCCGCGGAGCGACGGCCGGAGGCAGCGGCUUAGGCCCCGGCGGGGCGUUUGGUUUCGGUUUGGCCCCGACUGGAAUUCGCGCUGACGGUCGAAAUGGGAGUCCCCAAGUUUUACCGAUGGAUCUCGGAGCGGUAUCCCUGCCUCAGUGAAGUGGUGAAAGAGCAUCAGAUUCCUGAAUUUGAUAACUUGUACCUGGAUAUGAAUGGAAUCAUACAUCAGUGUUCCCAUCCCAAUGAUGAUGAUGUUCACUUCAGAAUUUCAGAUGAUAAAAUCUUUACUGAUAUUUUUCACUACUUGGAGGUGUUGUUUCGCAUUAUUAAACCUAGGAAAGUGUUCUUUAUGGCUGUUGAUGGUGUGGCUCCUCGAGCAAAAAUGAACCAGCAGCGGGGGAGGCGUUUUAGGUCAGCAAAGGAGGCAGAAGACAAAAUAAAAAAGGCAUUAGAAAAAGGAGAAACUCUUCCUACAGAGGCCAGAUUUGAUUCCAACUGUAUUACACCAGGAACUGAAUUCAUGGCCAGGUUACAUGAACAUCUGAAGUAUUUUGUAAAUAUGAAAAUUUCUACAGAUAAGUCGUGGCAAGGAGUUACCAUCUACUUCUCAGGCCAUGAGACUCCCGGAGAAGGAGAGCAUAAAAUCAUGGAAUUUAUCAGAUCGGAGAAAGCAAAGCCAGAUCAUGAUCCAAACACCAGACAUUGUCUUUAUGGUUUAGAUGCUGACUUGAUUAUGCUUGGAUUAACAAGUCACGAGGCACAUUUCUCUCUUUUAAGAGAAGAGGUUCGGUUUGGUGGCAAAAAGACACAAAGGGUAUGUGCACCAGAAGAAACCACAUUUCACCUCCUACACUUGUCUUUAAUGAGAGAGUAUAUUGACUAUGAGUUUUCAGUAUUAAAAGACAAGAUCACUUUUAAAUAUGAUAUUGAAAGGAUAAUAGAUGAUUGGAUUUUGAUGGGAUUUCUUGUUGGCAAUGAUUUUAUCCCUCAUCUACCUCAUUUACAUAUUAAUCAUGAUGCACUGCCUCUUCUUUAUGGAACAUAUAUUACCAUCCUGCCAGAACUUGGUGGUUAUAUUAAUGAAAGUGGGCAUCUCAACUUACCUAGAUUUGAGAAAUACCUUGUGAAACUAUCAGAUUUUGAUCGGGAACACUUCAGUGAAGUUUUUGUGGACCUAAAGUGGUUUGAAAGCAAAGUUGGUAACAAGUACCUCAAUGAAGCAGCAGGUGUUGCAGCAGAAGAAGCCAAGAACUACAAGGAAAAGAAAAAAUCAAAGGGCCAGGAAAAUGCCAUUUGUUGGGCUGCUUUAGACAAAAAUGGAGAAGAAGUGGUAACUUCUAAGGAUAAUUUAGAAGAUGAAACUGAAGAUGAUGACCUAUUUGAAACUGAGUUUAGACAAUAUAAAAGAACAUAUUACAUGACGAAGAUGGGAGUUGAUGUAGUGUCUGACGACUUUCUGGCUGAUCAAGCUGCAUGUUAUGUUCAGGCAAUACAGUGGAUUUUGCACUAUUACUAUCACGGAGUUCAGUCUUGGAGCUGGUAUUAUCCCUACCAUUAUGCCCCUUUCCUAUCUGAUAUCCGUAACAUCAGUACACUCAAAAUCCAUUUUGAACUAGGAAAACCUUUUAAGCCAUUUGAACAGCUUCUUGCUGUACUCCCAGCAGCUAGCAAAAAUUUACUUCCUACAUGCUACCAGCACUUGAUGACCAGUGAAGACUCACCAAUUAUAGAAUAUUAUCCACCUGAUUUUAAAACUGACCUAAAUGGGAAACAACAGGAAUGGGAAGCUGUGGUACUAAUACCUUUUAUUGAUGAGAAGCGAUUGUUGGAAGCCAUGGAAACAUGUAACCACUCCCUCAAAAAGGAAGAAAGGAAAAGAAACCAACAUAGUGAGUGCCUCAUGUGCUGGUAUGAUAGAGACACAGAGUUCAGCUACCCCUCACCAUGGCCAGAAAAGUUCCCUGCCAUAGAACGUUGUUGCACAAGGUAUAAAAUAAUAUCAUUAGAUGCUUGGCGUGUAGACAUAAGCAAGAACAAAAUAACCAGGGUUGACCAGAAGGCACUGUAUUUCUGUGGAUUUCCUACCCUGAAACACAUCAAACACAAAUUUUUUUUGAAGAAAAGUGGGGUUCAAGUAUUCCAGCAAAGCAGUCGUGGAGAAAACAUGAUGUUAGAAAUCUUAGUGAAUGCAGAAUCAGUUGAACUUAGUGUAGAAAAUAUAGCUUCAUCAGUGCUUGGAAAGUCUGUCUUUGUUAAUUGGCCUCAUCUUGAAGAAGCUAGAGUUGUUGGUAUAUCAGAUGGAGAAACUAAAUUUUACUUGGAAGAACCUCCAGGAACACAGAAGCUUUAUUUGGGAAGAACUGCCCCACCAUCUAAAGUGGUCCAUCUUGGAGACAAAGAACAAUCUAACUGGACAAAAGAAGUACAAGGAAUUUCAGAAUACUACCUAAGAAGAAAAGGAAUAAUAAUAAAUGAAACAUCUGCAGUUGUAUAUGCUCAGUUACUCACAGGUCGUAAAUACCAAAUAAAUCAAAAUGGUGAAGUUCGUCUAGAGAAACAAUGGUCAAAACAAGUUCUUCCUUUUGUUUAUCAAACUAUUGUAAAGGACAUCCGAGCUUUUGACUCCCGUUUCUCCAAUAUCAAAACAUUGGAUGACUUGUUUCCUCCUAGAAGUAUGGUCUUUAUGCUGGGAACCCCCUAUUACGGCUGCGCUGGAGAAGUUCAAGAUUCAGGGGAUGUGAUUACAGAAGGUAGGAUUCGUGUGGUUUUCAGCAUUCCAUGUGAACCCAAUCUUGAUGCUUUAAUACAGAACCAGCAUAAAUAUUCUAUAAAGUACAACCCAGGAUAUGUGUUGGCCAGUCGUCUUGGAGUGAGUGGAUACCUUGUUUCAAGGUUUACAGGAAGUAUUUUUAUUGGAAGAGGAUCUAGGAGAAACCCUCAUGGAGACCAUAAAGCAAAUGUGGGUUUGAAUCUCAAAUUCAACAAAAAAAAUGAGGAGGUACCUGGAUAUACCAAGAAAGUUGGAAGUGAGUGGAUGUAUUCAUCUGCAGCAGAACAGCUUCUUGCAGAGUACUUAGAGAGAGCUCCAGAACUAUUUAGUUAUAUAGCCAAAAAUAGCCAAGAGGAUGUAUUCUAUGAAGAUGACAUUUGGCCUGGAGAAAAUGAGAACGGUGCUGAGAAAGUUCAAGAAAUUAUUACUUGGCUAAAGGGACAUCCUGUCAGUACUUUGUCUCGUUCUUCUUGUGAUUUACAAAUUCUGGAUGCAGCUAUUGUUGAGAAAAUUGAGGAAGAAGUCGAAAAGUGCAAGCAAAGAAAGAAUAAUAAGAAGGUACGAGUGACAGUGAAGCCCCAUUUGCUGUACAGACCUUUAGAACAGCAACAUGGAGUCAUUCCUGAUCGAGAUGCAGAAUUUCAUCUCUUUGACCGUGUGGUAAAUGUGAGAGAGAACUUUUCAGUUCCAGUUGGCCUUCGGGGCACCAUCAUAGGAAUUAAAGGGGCCAAUAGAGAAGCUGAUAUACUAUUUGAAGUAUUAUUUGAUGAAGAAUUUCCUGGAGGCUUAACAAUAAGGUGCUCACCUGGUAGAGGUUAUCGACUGCCAACAAGUGCCUUGGUGAAUCUUACUCAUGGGAGUCGCUCUGAAACCGGAAAUCAGAAGUUGACAGCCAUUGUGAAACCACAACCAGCUGUGAAUCAAUAUAGCUCAAAUUCAUCAAUUUCAUCUGGGCAUUUGGGAGGCCUGAACCAUUCCCCUCAAUCACUUUUUGUUCCUACUCAAGUACCUACUAAAGAUGAUGAUGAAUUUUGCAACAUUUGGCAGUCCUUACAGGGAUCUGGAAAGGUUCAACACUUUCAGCCAACUCUACAAGAGAAAGUUGCAGUUCUACCUCAAGAAGUAAGUCAAGUAACUCAACAUCAUAAAUCUGGCUUUACUGACAACAGUGUUAAAUGUCAGCAAAGAAAACAUGAGCCUCACAGAAAAUUUAAAGAAGAGUGUAAGAGUCCUAAAACUGAGAGUCGGUUACAAAAAAUGGCAAAUAAGCAGAUGCUUGGAGGGCCUGCCCAAUGUAAUAUUAAGCUAUUGAAGAGAAAUGAAAGUGCAGAAGUGUCAGAAAACCAGAAGGUUGUGACCAGUUACCCAAAUGCUAUUGAUAAGCCUAACCCUGGAAUUGAGAACUUUUUAGCAUCCUUGAAUAUCUCCAAAGAAAAUGAAGUACAGUCAUCUCAUCAUGAAGAGCCUCCAAGUGAAGAACUUUUGUCACCACAAUCAUUUGCUAUGAAGGGAACUCGGAUGCUUAAAGAAAUACUAAAAAUUGAUGGCUCUGAUGCUGUGGACCAUAAAAAUGAAAUGAAGCAGUUUGGUAACGAAGUCACUGUUUCCUCUAAUAGAAGAGAUGAGUAUGGACCUUCCUCCCAGGCUAAACAAAAUAAGAAAUUAACAUCUUAUAUGAAUAAGCCUCACAGUGCUAGCGAAUACCAUAAUGUUCAGCCUAUGGACCAUGUGUGUUGGCCUGCUCCCAGCCAUAUCCCUCCUGUGUCCACACCAGUAACUGAACUUUCUCGAAUUUGUUCCCUUGUUGGAAUGCUACAACCAGAUUUCUCCUUUCUUAGAACACCACAGACAAUGACAGUUUGCCAGGUAAAAUUAUCUAAUGGCUUACUGGUACAUGGACCACAGUGCCAUUCUGAAAAUGAAGCCAAGGAAAAAGCCGCACUUUUUGCUUUACAACAAUUGGGCUCCUUAGGAGUGAAUUUCCCUUUGCCUCCACCAAUAUUUCCAAAUUAUCCUCCUGCUGUACCACCCGGAACCAUUCCUCCAGUUUUUCCUCAACCUACUGGCUGGGAUCACUAUGGAAGCAACUUAGCAUUGGGGGCAGCUAAUAUAAUGCCUUCAUCAUCUCAUCUCUUUGGCUCCAUGCCAUGGGGACCACCAGUGCCAGUUCCUGGGAAGCCAUUUCAUCAUACUUCAUACUCUGGGACCAUGCCCAUGGCUGGGGGAUUGCCAGGUGGUGUGCACAAUCAGUUCAUACCUCUACAGGUUACUAAAAAAAGGGUUGCAAAUAAAAAGAACUUUGAGAGUAAGGAGGCCCAGAGUUCUCAAGCUACCCCGCUUCAGACUAGCCAGCCAGGGUCUUCCAAUGUCACCAAAGUGAUUCCACAGGAGUGUUCAUCAGCCUCCUUAAAGUCCUCUCAGAUUACUCAACCUGCAUCUUCUUUUCAAGCUGAAGCUGCCUCCCAAGGCCAUAGUAUGUCUCAUCACAAGUCCACACCAAGCUCAUCUUCAAGAAGAAAAUCAAGAAAACUGGCUGUCAAUUUUGGCGUUUCUAAACCUUCUGAAUAAAUAUGGUACUCGGAAUUAAAUUAAUUUCUUUCCUUUCCACCCACGUUUUUAGAAAUCCAUAUCUGUGUCUCAUAAAAAAUUAGAAUGUGCUAUUUUAAAAUAAUAUGUUUUGAUUAAAAAUUUUCUUUUCAAUUAAAAUUUUUAAUUGGUUGUCAGGCACUUUUCAUGCUAUAUCAAAUUGUGCAUCUUAAACGUGCAGUUUUACAUCAGUUAUACCUCAGUAAAGCUGUAAAAAAGAAAAACUAAAUUAAACCUUGUGUUAAAAUAGUAUCAGUGGACUAAGCAUUAAAAUGUACCACUCUAACUCUUGGCCUCUCAUCAAUAGAAGUAUCCCGAACUAUGAAUUAGACAUCAUAGUGCAAUAAUAAUAAAAAAAAUUGUUAUACUAUUGAGGGAUAAUUAAAUGGAGCAUGAAAAUUGGGCCUCAAGUGUAAUCUACUGAGUGGAUUUUAUUUCUCUUUUUAAUGUGACAGGUUUGUCAGGAGAACGGCUCUUAAAGUAUUUUAACUUACAUUUUGUUUUCUCUGAGGGUCCUUUAGACCUGCUGUGAAAUGAUCACACUUGUUGUGGUGCUGCCAGUUUUGCUUUAUUCUAAAUUUUGUACCAAAGCAACUUUAGAAUACUGAUCAGAGUAUUUCAUUUAACUGCUUAGAACUAUAAAUAGCAAUCUAGAUUUGAGCAAGUAAUUACAAUUUUUUAGAUUAUUCAAGAACCAGCAUUAGAAAUUUCUAAUAAAAUUAAGUUUCAAAAUCUACAGGGUACAAGGACUACAAAUUAAUCUUCUAAUAGAAUAAAGUAAAAUAUAUUAAUCAUGUUAGUUGAAAUAAAUUGUGUUAUUCUUUUGUAUAGCUUUUUACCUGCUUAAACAUAUAUGAGAACUUCUUUGUUGGUCCAUGUGUAGUGCUUCUUGAGACUGAUGAAAUUCUAAUUUUUUAAAAAAAUUCUGAGGUGUGCUAAAUACAGGCACAAUCAGUUUGUGAUGUACUUUAUUUACAUGACAAACGCCUGUCUCAUUCUGUUUCCAUAUUUUUAGCUUUAUGCUGAACUGUUCAGUGACUCUGGCAUUUUGUCUUUGCAUGUCAUGUAUGGGUGUGUAUUGUUCAAGCUGUGGCUGUUGAAAUUAUUUUAGAAUUUAUGAAAAUUUCUCAGUGGUACCAGGGCCUGAGUUUUUACAUGUAUACACACACACACACACACACAUUUAUCCUUUAGUUUUUGUGAUAUGCUUAUAUUUUUAAGGAAGUAAGUUAUCAUACUUUUUUAAAAAGUAGGAACCAUAAUGUUUAUAUGGAGCUGCUUAUUAUUAUAUCCAGUUUCAUUUUACUCAUUAAAAACCCUGCCAUGAGUCUUAGUCUAUUUGUUUUUUUUAAAUGCUGGUAUUGAACUAAAUGGAUUCCUUUCUCUAACUGCUGAUUUCAGAGUUUGUCUAAAUGUUAAGAGGAUAUUUGUAUAUUAGUAGUGCCUUUAGUGUAAGAGAUGAAUGUUCAUUAUCUGUCAUUUAUUAUAGUCAUGUGAGCGUCUGUGAUUUUAUUUUCUGUUAAUUUUCCAGAAUCAGAUGUUCAUUGGUUCCCAGCACGUCCUUGUUGGGAAUGUUUAUCUGUAGUGGGAUCUUGAAUAAUGAGGCUCAAAUAAUUCUCAGUGUUUGUUUUGAAAGGAAAUCUCUAUUAUGAGAAUACAAUACAAAAAAGUUAAAUUGUGACAAUAAUGUUCUGUUAACAUCUUACUACUUUAAAGUGUGUUAAUAUUUGUCACCUUAUGUACCUGUGCAAACUCCAGCAUUCAAGAAUUGCCUCGCUCAUUACUGCUAUGUGGCCCCCCUAAAAACAGUGUACAAUCCACAUCUUUUUUAGAGUACAAAGGAAAGAGCAUGUGCCAUCUUCUGAAAACUCCCAAGAUAAAUUUCAACAAGCAUAUUGCCACUGAACCCAUAAGGAUAUCACCCCAGUGUUUGAGCAAAGUGAGUUUAUAAUUCUACAUGGAUAGGCAGCAAAAGUGUUUUCUUUUUGUUCCUUCCUCCCUUUUUAAAAAACACACAGUAUUCUAAAGGUCAAGAUUGAAGCGAGAUUAAAAUAGGAAAGAGCUCGAUAAUGACUAGAUUAGUGGUCAAGCCUUCAUCUCUGUUCCUUUUCCUUUGUAGACCUGUUCCAAAUAUGGGCAUGAGAUCAAUAGGAGAUCAGCAGGACUCGUGCCUCCCUGUGCAGGACAUAAGAAACAGAGACUAUUUUUAUCUCAUGAUAAUCUCGAGGAGACUGGAUUCGUUGAUAGUAUGGGAAACUUAGUUUUUCCCUCUUGGAUGGGGCAAACUCAGACCAGCUCCAAGUUUAGAAAUAUGCCCAUUCGACUGUUGAAUCUGCUGUAAACUUUCUGUGAAAGCUGUGGUCUCUAUAGGGCAUAGGAGAGCAGAGUGCCCAAAUUGCUUCAUGCUUCCACAUAACCGAAGAAAUUAAAUCUAAAUAUUCUUACUCAGUAAUUUCCCUCUUUUUUUUUUUUUUGAGUGCAUUAAGUGAAUUUUGUAAUUGAUUUUUCUAGUCUCAUUGUUCCUUGUUACAAUUGCCUGCAUUACCUGAUCAUCACCUAGUUUUAUAAUUUGACAGAAUGUAUUAAUUGAUUUAAACAUCAUGUAGACGAAAAUCUUAAACAUCGGAGAGUCAGUUGCAUGAAACAUUAAUUUUGCCUCUGUGUGUACCUUGGUUUCAAUUUAAGAUGUUCUUGCUUUUCAGAGGGAUAAGGAGUUCUUUUAAAACUGAAAAGAUAAGGUUUGUUUUUGUUUUUGUUUUUCUGUUGGUGGGAGAGAUGAAGAACUCUUGAUGCAGGUUUUUUGUUGUUUUUCCUUUCCUAUGAUCAGGUAUUUGCUUUGGUUUUAGACUGUUAUUUCCAAACUAAUCUACAGUCUUCAUUUAAGGGGAGAAGCAGUGAAGGAGGAGUUGGAAGAAGGAAACCAAUUAAAUAAGAUAUAUCCAAUCACUGCAUUUUCAGACUAUCUCUUUCUAGCUCAAGGAAAUAGAUAAGUUGCAGGGGCUUUUUUAUUUACUCACUUUUUAAUCAUCUGUUCUAUUUGUAUUAAUGAAUCAUACGUUUUUGUAGUAGUUGUCUAAUUUUUACCUUAAGGUAGAGAAAACUGUCCAGAUCUCCAUUGAAGUUAGGCCUAACGUGCUUUGUCUCAUUGUUCAGAGCAUCUUUUUUAAAGCAACAGUAUAUAAUUUCCCAGCUUUUCAAGCUUGCUAUCUUUCUUAGGAUCACCUUGCUUCCAAAUUGUGUUUUUACUAUAGAGGAGAAUUAAUUUAUUGGAGAGAUAUAACUGUGACAAGCAUUCUCUACUUUAAAAAAAAAAUCACUUAAGUUCCUUUAUCAUUUUUCUAGAGAUAGUGAUAGUACGCAGACUGGCAGUGUUCUUUAUAUUUUGUAAGCUCUGUCAGUGGAACAGUGUUUUUCACAGGAGCUUCCUUUCCUAGUGAGGAUAAAGCUUAAAAUUCCAGAAAUGAAUAUUUCAAACUGACCUGGUUCGUAUUUCCAUCAGACCUCUCCAUAUUCCGCCAGGGAGCAGUAGGAGACCGUGUUGAAACAGACAGGCAAUGGCACUGAGUCAGCAGGCGUGCGGAAGUGCCCGUUACCAUACUGAGUUAACAGCUCGGGUAUCGCUCCUUUUUUUUUUUUUUUUUUUUUUUAAGAGAGAGAGGGGAGAAAAAUGUGUAAAAUAGUUUUAGUAAUUAAGAAUAUCAGCAAUCUACAGCUGCUUUUGUGUUUGUAUGUAUGUCAGUGAACCAACAAUUAUGCCUUGCUCAGUCAAUGCAUUCAGCCAUCUCAAGUGCAAUUUGUGAUGGAGACUCUGGUUUCCAGUAGAUAGUUUUACAUAGUUAAACCUGUAAAAAUUAAUUUUUUUCCAGCAGUACAUCCAUUGCUAUUGAUUUCAGCAAUGGUAUACUAUUAAAUUGCCUAGGCCAAAUAAUUAAGUUUAUACAGAUGUUUUAGUAAUUUGAAGCCAAAUUCUCAUACUAUUUCUCAUGAAAUAAAAAGACUGAGAAUUUGGUCCACAGUUUGCUUUAAGUUAUUUUAUUCCUUUCCCUUUAUAGCUAAGGGACUUUUUCCUUUGUUUUGGGGUUUGGGGUUUUUUGUUGUUGUUGUUUUGUUUUGUUGCCUCAGGUCUCUUACAUUUUCUUUUGCUUGCACCCAGUUGCUUCUUUGAGGGUUUUCCUCUAUUUUGAUAUAUGAAUAAUAAAUAGUGUGCUGUAUCAUCAAAGUGUUCAACACUCUGUUCAUUUAAACAAUAUAAUUCAUACAUAUAUACCUUAAUUCAUUUCUUUUCUCACAUAGCUAUUUUAUAAGUAACUGGACUUUUUCAUUAGAUCUUAUACAGAGCAGUAUUUUAUUAAAAAUUCAAAAGGGAAGACUUUUAUGUGCUCAUUUUGUAGUUUUUGUUUUUUAAAUAUCUUUACAUUGUCUGCAAUUAAAGUGUUUUAAACUUGCAUUGUAAUGGACUCCGAAUGUAUUUUUGUGUUAAGUUGUACAUUUGUAGAUCUCUCGCAUGAAGUUAGCCUCAAAAUGUUGUGCAGAAGGAUUUUAAAAUAAGAGUCACUGAAAGAGUUUAAACAUCUAUACAUGUUAAAUGCUAUAUGGAUUUUAAUUAAACACUUGAGAAUGAUUUCAAAA
Messenger RNA from Mirounga angustirostris (Northern elephant seal), 10221 nucleotides. It is a transcript of the gene XRN1, whose product is annotated as 5'-3' exoribonuclease 1. Lineage: Eukaryota; Metazoa; Chordata; Mammalia; Carnivora; Phocidae. The coding region runs from base 340 to 5574 and encodes 1744 amino acids. The transcript has 43 exons. Gene Ontology annotation, biological process: nuclear-transcribed mRNA catabolic process. Gene Ontology annotation, molecular function: 5'-3' exonuclease activity; nucleic acid binding. The record is from RefSeq and is a predicted model, not a curated record.